ACUAACUGGACUCUGCCCCGACCCGUUAAGGGCUGACGCAAUUAGUUUUUCUUCACUCGCCCCCGUGCUCGCCGUCGAGCUUCAUCCCCCGCGACAAUGUCUUCUCUCCUCCCAUCUCUCACCCUCUCUCCUCCUCAUCGCCUCCACUCUCUCUCCUACAAUUCCCCCUCAUCUCUCACACAAUCUCCCCCAACCUCUCUCUACAGACCCCCAACUCCUCAAUUUCCACCAAAACCCAAAACCCUAACCCUAACACGAUCCCCAAACCCCAAAACCCGCCUCGUUCCGCUCGCAAUCAAUGUCACAGCUGGAAACCCCGAAGACCCAUCAAGGAAAUUAGAUAUCAGUGGAGUUGCGGAUCACGCACGCGAGCUGUUCGACAAUUUGCCGCAGCCAGUGAAGAGCUUUCCGUGGAGCGAAACCCUUUGGAAGUUGAUGGGGAUUGUAUUGGAUCUCGCUGUUGAAGUCGGGAAGUACCUUUCGUUGCCGGUCUUGGCUUUGUCGCAGCUGAGCGAGAUGUCUUAUUGUGCCCAUGAGAGGAAACUGGUGCUUGUUCCGAUUCCUUUUCUUGUUGGCUUUGCUGUUGCUGGAGUGAUGAAGGAUACUGCAGCUGGAGUCUCUUCGGAUCUUAAGGAAGGAGGAUUUCCAUGGCAUUUGCUUCUAAUUGCAUUAUUCUUCGUACUGCUCAAAUUGCCUGGCCCAUAUUACCCAUAUUGGGGUCGCUUGUUGAUUCCUCACUUUGCUAAUGGUGGGCUGUGGAGGAGUAUUUGGCUUGCUUUCAUAUGGUAUAAACGGACUCAAAGCUUGCCUCUUGGUGAUGAUAAAUAUUAGUAGCAUCAAAGGGCCCGCCUUGUUAUCAAUAAUUGCAUGAAAAUUUUUGAUUAUGACUUUUGAGGCUGCUUACUGGCGUGCGCUUGGUUUUACAUCUGGAUAUUUUAUCAGGAGAUGGACUGGAGAUUCAGCAGAAUCGCUGUUUAGCCUACUUUAUGUGUGCAAAUUGAAUCUAUCAGAAACUUACAUAUAUUUAUCGGUGUUAAUAUCAAUUCACAUGCUAUGGGGGUUGUUUAUAGGUGUCUUUCGUAUAUGUAUUGGUUUCCUCUAGUUGAGUAUGCCUAUAUUUGGGAUUAUAAUUAUCUUUGGAUCCGGAAUCUGUACUCUGUUAGGAUGACGUGAGUUCAAACACCAGACCAAUGUGAAUCUACGCACAGUUAGGAUGAAUGUGAGUUCAAACGCAGGACGAAGGUGAAUACAGAGCGGCUCGCUGAGCGGAAAAGGCGCGAGGGCCUUCAAAUUUUGGCUCCUUUAUCUUCGAAACUGAAAGGGGGUCAAUCUGUAUCAUGUGUAAUGUGCUUUAAUGAUUAGUAAAAUGUUAUUAUCUUUAUUUAAUUUAUCGCAUCGACUGCUUUUGACC
Messenger RNA from Asparagus officinalis (garden asparagus), 1411 nucleotides. RefSeq lists its product as uncharacterized. The record is from RefSeq and is a predicted model, not a curated record. The coding region runs from base 97 to 831 and encodes 244 amino acids. NCBI's taxonomy places the organism in Eukaryota, Viridiplantae, Streptophyta, Magnoliopsida, Asparagales, Asparagaceae. The transcript is spliced from 3 exons.